UGUGUGUGUGUGUGUGUGUGUGUGUGUGAGAUGUAGGUCAGGCCGAUACACUGGCAGCAGAUUGCUCAUUAAGUGCCAAACCAAGCAAAAGUCUUGGAGUGUGUUUUUCAGUGGCAUCAGGCCGACCAUCUGCUCCUCCUUUAUUCAUUCAUUAAGACGUCUUCUUUGUGUGUGCACGUGUGCGUGUGCACGUGGAAGCAUUCAUCAACAGACACUUGCUAACCAGCUACACCACGUCACUCAUGUUAUUGUCCAAAAGCAGCACUCGCAUGUCAGACGCUGGAUCAUGUGACCAUGCUGACUGGUGAUUGGUCAGUUGGUGCAGCUAAAGAUGCUUGGUGCAGUUCUGGGUUGUUAGUUAGUGUGAAUGUGAGCGAGUGUUCGGAGCAACAGGAGAAAUCUGACGGGUCUGAGAGAAGGAAGCAUCAACCCACCCAGCAGUGAAAGGAGAAACAGUCAGGAGAUGUAUGACCAAAGACAUGAGGAUCCACCUGCUCAACCAAUGUGUCAAAGUACUGAGCUCUAAGCAGUGAUCCUAACAGGAACCUCAGCCAAACCAAAGCAGCAGAACCCAAACUCAAAGGUCCAAAACUUCAGUUUAUCACAGAGUCCAGCUAAACAUUGCAGGAUGAAGCUGGAGAGCACACUAGGAGAUCUGAGCACCUGGCAGGAGGUGGACUUUGCUCUCAACUGUACCUACAUUGUUCCAGAUCAGGUGUCAGAGCCAAGCUUCAGACUGCCCAAAGCCAUGACCUCCAUCCCACGGAACCUCACCUUUGAUUACAGCACAGACAAUGAGGUGACAGGUGUGUUCAGCAAAGAGUACAUUCCUCAGGGGACUCGUUUCGGACCCCUGCAAGGAGACAUUUACACCAAAGACAGCGUUCCCAAAGAGGCCAACAGGAAGUACUUCUGGAGGAUUUACAGUGGCGGGCAGCUUCAACACUUCAUCGAUGGCUUUGAUGUCCACAAGAGCAACUGGAUGCGUUAUGUGAACCCGGCUCAGUCCCUGGCAGAACAGAACCUGGUGGCCUGCCAGAACGGCUCAGACAUCUACUUCUACACCAUCCGAGCCGUGGAGUCCAAACAGGAGCUGCUGGUGUGGUACAGCCAGGAGUUCUCGCAGAGGCUGUGCAGCCAGCAGGACCAGCUCAGACACGAUUGCAGCSACAAAGAGCUGAGCAAACACAGGGGACCUCAUCAGACUUGGCUCCGAGACAGAACAAAGGAUGAACAGAGGGAGGAAGUGAGUGAGGAGAAGAUAGAUGAAGAGAUGUUGGUGAGGGACACGCCUCCUGAUACACCUGAGGAGCAGAUAGUGGACUUCAGCAGGAAGAUGGAGAAGCAGCCCGAGCAGAGUCCAGGCCUGGGCUACAAUCAGCCUUAUCUGUCAGAUCACCACCCCUCCCUGUCAGCACCACACAGACACCUCCCCCUUCACCUCCAUGGCCUCUACGGCCACAGGGAGGGGCUUGUCUCCUCCUACCCCAUCUACUCUCAAUCCAGACCUCUUCAGCCUCCUUACCAGUUCCUGCCUCCGUAUGGACCUCACUAUCCCCGCCUCCUCGUACCCUCUUACUCUCCUCCUUUCCCUGGAAUGCUCCCCUCUAGAGGAUCCCUCCAAUAUAACAGCUACCUGGGAUCAGAUGGACUCCAAUACCCCCCAGUCAGCACCCCCAAACUGCUCCCUGUGUCCUUUCCUUUUGCUGCAUGUCCACAGGGAGGCCUCAAAGAACUAACCCCAAACAUUUCUCCACUAAGAGGCACCCCAGCCACCCCAGAGCUAUCUCCCCCUGCAAAGCCUGACACACAUCAUCAUCAUCACCAUCCAGAACCAUCCCCAUCUGACCCAGAGGAGGCCAUGAACCUCAGCCUAAACACAAACAAGAGCAGCACAGCCCCACGUAACGGCCCUGGACACAAAUCCCUGCCUUACCCGUUAAAGAAGCAGAACGGAAAGAUCAAAUAUGAAUGUAACAUCUGCUCCAAAACCUUCGGACAGCUGUCAAACCUUAAGGUCCAUCUGAGAGUUCAUAGUGGAGAGAGACCAUUCCACUGUCACCUGUGUAAAAAGAGUUUCACUCAGCUGGCCCACCUUCAGAAACAUCACCUGGUCCACACGGGAGAGAAACCUCAUGAAUGUCAGGUGUGCCACAAACGCUUCAGCAGCACCAGUAACCUGAAAACACACCUCCGCCUGCACUCUGGAGAGAAACCUUAUCAGUGCAAGCUGUGCAACACCAAGUUCACGCAGUACAUCCACCUGAAGCUGCACCGCCGCCUCCACAGCAGCCGGGACAGGCCCUAUCGCUGCCAGCUCUGCAGCCACGCUUUCUUCCACCGUUUUUCCCUGUGCAUCCACCAGCACAGCUGCUGCCCUGCCGCGUCCAACGCUCCCGUCAACGUGCACAUGAAGGAGAUGGUGGAGRGCUUCGAUGCCAGCCAGGAGGCAGACAUGCUCACAGAAACAGCAUCAGCCUCUCAGCUGGGGGAAGCUGCUGAGCACUGGCUGUCCCGUACCCUGGAAGGAGAGGGUAAGGAGGACCAGAAGGAGGCCACGGUCCUGCUCAAAACUCUGACAACAGUGAUGAACACACCAGUAAGAGCCGUGGCCUCGUCUGCUGCAGCACCAGCACCCCACAGUACCCCUCUGACCAUGCAGGAGAGGGCCAGCGUGGUCCAUCUGAACAAACGGCCAGCAGUGAAAACUGAAGGACACUGAGGACAGACUUCAUGACUGGAGACAGAUUCCAGGACUGAAGACAAACACAAAAUGAUCCACCAAAAUAAAAGCAGCCAUCUCCAAAUAAAGCUCCUAGUUUUCCUCGGAGCUGUGAAGAGGAACGAGUGCAGAAGUCCAAAGAACGGGUCUGAGAUGUGACCURUUGUUAAAAAGCUGUGAUGUUUAUAAAGUUCUUCCUCUCAGGUAGAAAACUGUUUGCUUUGUUCUGCUUUAACUUAUUACUUUUUCAUUGAAAUUGUUCAUAUUUAUUUUGUUGUUUUGUAGUUUGUUAGUGUUUUUAUGUGGACUCAGGAACCUGGUUAGGGGUUAGUUUAGGAUUUGUUUAUGAUUUUAAAACUUGAUGUAAUAAGAAGCAUUUGCCAAAAUGACAAUCACACAACAUGAUUGUGUUUUAUACAAACUACACAUUAUUCACAUUUUCUCCUAAAAUAUAACAAAGACAACUUAUCAGAAAGUUCCAGUUCUACAGAGUUUUUUUCUCACAAAGCUUUACUGCAAAUGUCUGUAACUACAAGCUUCAUCCAAACCUUCCUCCUGACAGCACCUCACGUUUAGCACUGAAGAACAAAACAAGUAUUUGGAGAACAUUUCAAUGUAAAUGUAACACUGGAUAAAAAUAUGAUGUCACCAAAAACCUCCAGAAUGUUCCUUUCAAAGUGUAGAUUUGAAAUGUGUGUACAGUUUGUUGUGUAGCUUAUUGUGACAAACUGAGAGAAUUGUUUGAUGAGACUUUUCUAUAUUUCUGUCAUGUAGCAUAUUAAAGAUGAUAUUUCUUUAAA
Austrofundulus limnaeus is the source of this 3522-nucleotide messenger RNA. RefSeq names its product PR domain containing 1b, with ZNF domain (gene prdm1b). Gene Ontology annotation, molecular function: protein binding; RNA polymerase II cis-regulatory region sequence-specific DNA binding; DNA-binding transcription repressor activity, RNA polymerase II-specific. The coding region runs from base 629 to 2722 and encodes 697 amino acids. Lineage: Eukaryota; Metazoa; Chordata; Actinopteri; Cyprinodontiformes; Rivulidae. Gene Ontology annotation, cellular component: cytoplasm; nucleus. Gene Ontology annotation, biological process: cell fate commitment; regulation of transcription by RNA polymerase II. The record is from RefSeq and is a predicted model, not a curated record. The transcript has 7 exons.